AUGCUGAGGCUAAGGUUUUUUGCCAAAGGAUUCUCUCGCUCGUUUUCAGAAUUUCCAAAUCACUACAACAUAGAAAAAGCUCGGAUAGAUCUAAAACUUGCAAGUGCUAAAAAUUUAGAUUCAUUUAUAAACGAUUUAGACUUGUCCAAAACUUCUCAUUCAAUGCUUGCAUACACACUGACGAAUGUUGAUACGCAAAAGCGAAAACUUGAAUCAGAAGUCUGAAAAAAGUUACAUAAAAUUAGAAACGAAGUGGAAGGGAACCUUGACAAACUUGAUUCUCAAGGUAUCGUCAAUUUUUGUGAGUGAUAUGCAAACCCUUAUCGUGUAGCCAAAGGAGCAUCUCUAACAAAAGAGAAGAAGAAAUUAUUAAUUGAUCGCAUAAAUGAGUAUAUAAUUAAUCGCUCUUUUGACCGAAAACAAAUUUUAUCAAUCCACGAAAAUUUGGCGCCUCAAGCGUUUAAAAUAGAAGAACUAGAAAAUGAAGUUGAAAAAAUUGCUAUGAGCAAAUUAAAUUUGGAAGAAAUUUCAAAAAUUUUGACUGGAACUGGAAGAUUAAUCUAUACUUCAAAGAAACGUAUUUUUUUCACUUGCAUGGAAAGAAUCCUUCAACUAAAUAAAGAAGAGCUUGAUGGAAGGCGCUUAGCCAAAAUUCUAGACGCUUUAGCUAUUAAAUGCCCUAUGAGCGUACAGAAUUGUUUAUCAGAUUUUUUAAAAUUUAUUGAAGAUAGUUUGCCUAGAUGAGAAGGAAAUGAUUUAUUAUCAGUAAUCAAGUUCUAUGAGAAUAGCAAUCCUUUCUAUUGGAGUACAUGCCAAACUGCAUUAUACAGACUGAAUACUUUGCUUAGUAAUGAUCAACCCAUACAUUUUAUAAUUGAAUUGACUUCUCUUUUAAAAAAACAAGCUAAAGCUCUACCUAUUGCUGAUAAAAUAAUUUUAAAAGGUUUGCAAAUAAUUAAGGAAAAAUUGUCGAAAGAAUCAAUAGACUCAGAAAAUAUUAAAAAAAUACUUAGGAUUAUAGGCCAAAAUAUUGAUUAUCAGACUGCACUUACAUUAGCACACCAGAUAAAUAGUAAAACCCUUUAUUUUCAAAAACGCAUGGAAAUAUUUGAAAAAGCAUCAUGAUUAUAUGUUAACAAAGAAGGAAAUCUUUUCCCUUUGACAGAUUUAAUUUCAAUUGAAAUUAACUAUAUAAGAAUUAAAAAUCUUGAAUAUCCUGAACAUCGCUGCAAAAUAGAUGCAUUAUUCAGCAUUAGUCAUACAAAUAAUUAUGAACUAUGGCUCAAGACAGCAUUUAGCUGACCUGAGUUGCUGACUUUCACUUCAACUCGAGGAGUUUGCUUGGAAAUUUUCGCUGCAAACCAAUUCUAUCAGUUCGAGCAAAAGCUGGUAGCCUAGGGCGAGCUAAAGCUAUCCUGAGGUAUAUAUGGACUGCAAAAAAUGAAAGAUUUACUUAUAGAUGACUUAAGAGAGUGAAUUACUUUAAGUGGUGACAAUACUAAACUUUUUAUGAAUAUUGUUCACAAUAAAGAAUAUAGUUCAAAGUUCUGUAGAGCAAUAAAACCUUUGCAAGCCACAGCUUUUCGCUCAUUAAAAAGAUUAUCGAAGGAAUGUAAUUCCUUAUUUUUUUCGAUUUUGCUUUAUGAGUGUGAUCCUGAAAAAUGAAAAGACUUUGUGAUCGAAAAUAAAAAUAACUUUUCAUUUGAAGAUAUCUUAAGAGCAAUAAGAUUCUAUCAAGGACCUUUUGAGGCAAUUAUAUUUUUACUAGAAGAGUAUAAAAAUAAGUUAGCUCCACGAUGGAUAGGUGCAGCUAUGGAUAGAAUUGUUGAAGUGGAAAAUGUUCAAGUCUUAAAUGAUUUUGCCCGUAUUUUAAACAAAAUAGACCCUCAUUAUUUAUUAAAUGAUGCAGGUAUAUUUUCUAGAAUAAAUAAAUUCAGUUAUCUACUUAGGAAUUCCGACUCUAGUUUGCUGAUAGAUUUAUUUGAUGGCGCAUUUAAAUUACUAAAAGACCUACCUAUUCAUUCUGUCCUUGGCAAUCAAAACAUCAGAAUACUCAGCUUAGUUUCACAAUUUGGCAAGCUAGAACCGGAAAUAGCUGAUUCUGUUUUAUCUAACUAUUCUUAUGUAAAUGAUAUUGAUAAAAUAGAGAUGCUGACUAUUUCUUCAAAAUCUACUGAUUUGGAGCUGAGAAAAAAUAUAAUCAAUAACGUUUUCAACAAGAUCAAUGAGAAAUUGAAUUUUCAUCUUCUUCCUUUGAUUAUUAGGGAAUAUUGAUAUCAUCCAAAUACAGAAAUUGAUAAUUAUAUUAUAGAUGCAUUGAAAAAAUUUGUUCCACUUUUAGGAAAAAACAGUGUCUGAAUUAUGGCAGAUGUAAUUAGCAAGCUUUCCCAAGUGAAUAUAAAUGAUCAUUUAGAGCUAUAUAAUGCAAUAUCAUCCUUACUAAAAGAAUUGGCUUUAAAUAAUGUUGGAAAAUUAUCAUAUCCAGAUUGUGAUAAAUUGCUGGAUUUAGCUCAUAAUAAUAUACCUAUGGAUCUUAAUUUUGCUCAAAUAAUAUCGGAGAACAGUAGGAAUUAUAAAUUAUUAGAUAAAGAGAGCAAAAGAGAACAUUUCAUUGAAAAAAUAAAAACAAUAGGAUUAUUUGACAAAAAUGCAGUUUUAGCAGUUUGUAAUAAGCAUGAUAAUUUUAGAACAGCUUAUUUAGCAGAAACUAUUUCAUGUUUGGCAGAAUUAAGAUUUGAAAAAGAGGCAUGGGCUAACCAAAUGGCUAAUGAAUUGAUAGAUUACGUGGAAGAUAAAAAGAUUUCAUUUGAAAAUGAUAAAGAGCACAUCAAUUGGAUAUAUGGGCUUGUUGCUUUUAAAGCUAAUAAAUUAGAAACUAUGAGACAUAUAGAAAACAGUAAAUAUUUUGACUGCGAAUUGCCAACUUUUAAGCACUUUUUACUGGAGAAUCACUUCAGCAUGGACCCAGAUUACGAAGGAGUGAGAUUUCUCAAUCAAGAAAUACACAAAUAUUGACAGGAUUUUGACUAUUUUAAGCAUUUUGGAAUCCAUAAGCCACUUAUCACACUUAUUGAAUCAUCAUUCAAUAAAGUCAAUCUUGAAAUACAAAUCGGAACAUUUUUUGACAAGAGUUGGGUACCUUUUUACAUUCCAAGCAAAAAGACAGCUUUAUGGCCAGUGACAAAAUCGGUUCUUUUGUAUCAAUCAAAUAAAGAAAGAGGAGAAUUUUUUAUGUACCGAAACCAAAUUCUUAGAAAGAUAAAAGAUUUUAAAAUCCUUAGUGAAGAAGAGGUGAAUAGUAUAGGAAAAAUAGAUAUGAAGCAAUUUCUUAAUUAA
Blepharisma stoltei is the source of this 3336-nucleotide messenger RNA. The record is from the annotation of a GenBank genome assembly. Lineage: Eukaryota; Ciliophora; Heterotrichea; Heterotrichida; Blepharismidae.